UCUAACGCCCCGAGUAGAGACGCAGGCGCCGUCCCCUUGCUCCAGCCUUAAGAUGUUUCUGGGGGCCUUGUCCUUCGCCUACUUCUCCAAGUCUCUGUCGGGGAGCUACAUGAAGAGCACAAUAACCAGUUGGAGGAGACGCUUCGACAUACCCAGCUACCUGAUCGGCGUCAUCGACGGGAGCUUUGAGGUCGGGAACCUGUUGGUGAUUGCGUUUGUCAGCUACUUUGGAGCCAAGCUCCACCGGCCAAAGAUCAUCGCCAUUGGCUGUCUGCUGAUGUCUAUUGGCACCUUCAUCAUUGCCCUGCCUCACUUCAUCAUCGGCCGCUAUGAGUUUGAAACGUCGGUGCGCUGGGAGAUCAACUCCACCGACAGCCCGGCUCCCUGCCCAAAAAAUUCAGCCGCCAUCGCGCCAAGCAGCAUCCUGCCCGGCGUGCCCAACACAAAAUGUGAAGGAGAAUCCAACAUGUCCAUGUGGAUCUACGUGCUGCUGGGAAACGUCCUGCGAGGGAUAGGAGAGACUCCUGUCCAGCCUCUAGGGAUCUCUUACAUAGACGACUUUGCCAGCCAGGAAAACGCUGCUCUGUAUGUCGGCUGUGUGCAAACCAUCUCGGUCGUGGGCCCCGUGUUUGGUUACCUGUUGGGGUCCAUUUGCGCCAAAAUCUACGUGGACAUUGGAUUUGUAAACAUGGAGACCAUCUCCAUCGGGCCCUCAGACUCCCGCUGGGUGGGGGCCUGGUGGCUGGGCUACCUCAUAGCCGGGGCUCUGACCCUGCUGUCGGCCGUCCCCUUCUGGUUCCUGCCCCGCUCCCUGCCCAUCGGGCAGAAGGGCGCAGGGCGCUGCACCCCGGAGCAGACCAGCUUCAUCAAAGACUCCCCUCUGCUGGAGAACAAGUACCCCGCAGACGAGCCAACGGGGUUCCUGGAGAUGGCCAGAGAUUUCAUCCCGACCCUGCGGAUCUUGCUGGGAAACCCCAUUUACCUGAUCUACCUGUGUGUUACCAUCAUCCAGCUCAACUCCCUCAUCGGCAUGGUGACCUACAAGCCCAAGUACAUCGAGCAGCACUUCGGGCAGUCAGCCUCCAAGGCCAACUUCCUCAUGGGCGUGGUCAACAUCCCGGCGGUGGCACUGGGCAUGUUCUCCGGGGGGCUGUGCAUGAAGAAGCUGAAGCUGAGCCUGAUGGGCGCGGCCAAGUUUGCCUUCAGCACCUCUCUGAUUGGCUACUUCCUCUCUUUGUUCUUCUUCGCCAUGAGCUGCGAGAACGCCAAGGUGGCCGGGGUGACUGUGCCUUACGACGGGAUGGACGUGCUGCUCUUCGAUAAGCCCUCGGCGUUCACAGCGUGCAACUCGGACUGCGUGUGUUCAGCCAACGACUGGGACCCGGUGUGUGGGGAGGACGGCAUCACGUACGUGUCCCCCUGUCUGGCCGGCUGCACCCGCUCCGAUGGCUCUGGGAGCAACACUGUCUUCGCUCAGUGUAGCUGCGUUGGUACUGCUGGUAACCUAACAGCCAGGACGGGCCAGUGCCUCGACAGAGAGGACUGUGACCGGAUGUUCCCGUACUUCCUGGCUCUGUCCGUCAUCACCUCCUUCAUCAUAUCUCUGGGUGGGACCCCCGGUUACAUGCUGCUCAUAAGGUGCAUUGAACCACAGCUCAAGUCUUUAGCCUUGGGUUUCCAUGCCCUAGCCACAAGAACCCUAGCCGGCAUCCCAGCCCCCAUCUACUUCGGGGCCAUCAUUGACACGACGUGUCUGAAGUGGGGUCAGAAGAGGUGUGGUGGAAUUGGGGCCUGCAGGAUCUACAACACUGCUGCCUACAGGACGGCCUACCUGGGCCUGACGCUGAGCCUGCGCUCCGCCUCCUUCCUGGUGUGCAUCCCGGGGUUCCUCCUGCUCCGGCAGCAGGUGAGGAGGGAGCAGAGGAACGCCGUCCGGGGGGCGCUGGCCAACGGUGGGGCGGAGAUGGAGGCGCUGGGGAAGGACGAGACGGCAGACCGUGAGGCGGCGGUGGUCCCUGAGGCGGCGGUGGUCCCUGAGACGAAGUCGGUCCGUGAGCCGGUGGUCCGUGACACGGAGGGGUCGCAGCCAACGGCCGAGCACCACAGCAGGGACCGGGAGACGCGUCUGUGA
This is a messenger RNA of Gadus chalcogrammus (walleye pollock), 2131 nucleotides long. Its product is annotated as solute carrier organic anion transporter family member 1C1-like. Lineage: Eukaryota; Metazoa; Chordata; Actinopteri; Gadiformes; Gadidae. The record is from RefSeq and is a predicted model, not a curated record. Gene Ontology annotation, cellular component: membrane. Gene Ontology annotation, biological process: sodium-independent organic anion transport; transmembrane transport. Gene Ontology annotation, molecular function: protein binding.